Xiphophorus maculatus (southern platyfish) is the source of this 834-nucleotide messenger RNA. RefSeq names its product stonustoxin subunit beta-like. The transcript is spliced from 2 exons. Gene Ontology annotation, molecular function: protein binding. The record is from RefSeq and is a predicted model, not a curated record. The annotation marks the transcript as partial. NCBI's taxonomy places the organism in Eukaryota, Metazoa, Chordata, Actinopteri, Cyprinodontiformes, Poeciliidae.
CUUCCUUCUUUCAGGUUGGAGCCUGCUGCAGAAAGGUGGUUGACACCAGAUCUGAAAAAGUAUUCCCAUCAACUCACAAUCAACACAGAGACUAUGAAUAGACUUCUUAAACUAUCUCACAACAAGAGGAAGGUAACCUGUGUGGAAAAGAUUCAGACACAUUCUUAUCAUUCAGACAGAUUAAGUUGCCCUGAGGUGCUGUGUGCAGAUGGCCUGACUGACCGCUGUUACUGGGAAGUUCAGUGGAGUGGAGAUGUAAAUAUCUCUCUGAGUUACAAGAGAAUCAGUAGGGGAGAAAGUCAUGAACACAGCUUAUUUGGAAAAAACAAUCAAUCCUGGAGUUUGUACUGCUCGAGUCAAGAUGGUUACGCUGUGUGGCACAAUAACAGCAAAAUUUCCAUCCCCUCUUCCAUUACAAAGAUAGUAGCAGUAUUUGUGAAUUAUCCUGCUGGCAUUCUGUCCUUUUACAAAGUCUCCUCUGGUAAAUUAAUCCAUCUCCACACCUUCUCCACCACAUUCACAGAAAAACUUUUUCCAGGGUUUGGAUUCUGGUCAGUCAAUUCCUCAGUGAUUCUCUGUUGAGUGUUACUGCAAGGUUAAAUUUAAGGCCAGAACCAAUUUAACAAUCACAUUUGAACAAAGUGAAUUAAAUAAUAGCAACAUUGACUGGUUUGUGGGAAAGAAAAACAGCAAUAUUCUAGUCCACCAACCAAAUUAAUUCACCAUUAAAGAAGAUUCUCUUCUCAGUGUUUUGAUAAUCCAUCAAAUUCCCUUAUAAUCCUAGUCCGGAUCUUGAGGAACUGAUAUACACUGUAAUUCCAAAUUAUUUAGCAA